This is a messenger RNA of Truncatella angustata, 4935 nucleotides long. Its product is annotated as ABC transporter. Lineage: Eukaryota; Fungi; Ascomycota; Sordariomycetes; Amphisphaeriales; Sporocadaceae. Gene Ontology annotation, cellular component: membrane. Gene Ontology annotation, molecular function: ATP hydrolysis activity; ABC-type transporter activity; ATP binding. Bases 420 to 4655 code for a protein of 1411 amino acids. Gene Ontology annotation, biological process: transmembrane transport. The record is from RefSeq and is a predicted model, not a curated record. The transcript is spliced from 15 exons.
AGAGUGGAAAGAUGAUUUUGUUGUUCCUGAAAUAGUGCUUCAGCUUCAGCACGACUUUAAAGUACUAUAGGGACCGAACAGUCACUGGUACCUUGAUCAUACAAAUCUAAUCGCUGCGAGAUCCUGCCGUGCGUUAUCUCCAAAGCCCCACAGCAGACUCGUAUGCAGUGCCGCAGGCGCGCAGCUCAAGGUAGCCUCGUAAAAAGAACCCCUGCCAAGUAGUGCGCACGCAAUGCGGCCCUCGUGUUUUGAUCUCAACGCUUACAUGCUCCACGUCUCUCGAUAUUUAAGAAGUUGUUUACGCGGUUCGGAAAAAGAACGUCUCUUUUAGGUUCUUGAAACCCACACAAUUUCUGCCUGCCACGGCGUCUGGGUCGUUCGAGCUUGCCAUUCUUUCCGUGAACGUUAAGACCAUCAAGAUGGCGCUGCUGCGGCGCGUAUCCGCCGAAGACGAGAUACAGCUUGUCAAACUGGUGACCGCGGUAGUCUUCCUUCUUUCAUUGCCAUUCCGACUUUGGGCAGUCCGCAGAUUGCCACCGAAGGUGUCAUCGGGCUCAUUCGGGUUAUUCAAAGCAGUCAUCGCGCUCCUGUUGCCUUUAUACCAGAUACUCCUUGUGAUCGAGUGGUUUGGAUGGCCGGGUGCUCGGGGCUUUGUAAAUGCAGCAGCGCCUAUCACUUCGGUUGUUGCAGCCUGCGGGUACUGGGUGUUAUCGCUUAUUGAGCAGAAGCGAUCGACCAAGCCAUCAACACCAAUCAGCUUAUUUCUGAGCGCAAAUCUCAUAUGCGACUUGGCGGAGCUGGGGCUGGCCUCACGAGAUACCAGACGCUAUGUAGUUGCCACAACAACGGUGCUUCUAGAUCUUGUUUUGUUGGUGGUCGAGAGUCUCAAUAAACGGAAGGGUCUUAUAGAAUCAUCCACGGAAGAGUCCCCUGAAGGGUCGGCGGGCGUUCUGAGUAGGACAUUUUUCUGGUGGAUCAAUCCCAUUCUUGCGAUUGGGUAUCGUAAGACCUUGCGAGAUGCAGACGUUCCCAGCUUAGACCGGGCGCUGUCGUCUGCUUCAUUACGGAGAAACGCGAUAAUGAACUGGGAGAAAAGAGGAAGACCCGAAACUUCGACGACAUUGCCAAGAGUCUUGUUGCACACGCUCUUGACGCCAUUUUUGCUUGUUGUUCCGCCUCGGAUCUUUCUUACUACCUUUAGAUACUCUCAACCAUUACUCAUACGUGAGGCUAUCCGAUAUCUUGGGGCAAUCCACCAGCAAGAAGUGUCUGUUGAUAGCUUCAAUAUAAUUGCCGCCGCAGUGAUCAUCUACGUUGGGCUGGCCAUUUCCGGUGCUGUAUAUCAACAUCGUCUAAACCGCUUGACGGUCAUGACUCGGGGAGUCCUUGUCAGCCUCAUCCAUCAUAAGACGCUCCAUGCUGGUAGCAAUACCUUGAGUGAGGGCAAAGUCGUGACACUCAUGAGUAAUGAUGUCGAUAGCCUCAUUGAAGCUGCAAGCAUGUUUCACGAAACUUGGGCCCAAGUCGUGGAAGUGACGAUUGGUAUUGUGCUGCUUGCGAGUGAGGUUGGUUGGUUGUGGCCCCUACCGCUAAUAUUCAUUUUCUGUUGUUCGCGUAUAAGUCAAUAUGUCGCAAGACAUCUGAGAGCUCGACAAGGGGCCUGGAAUGCAGCAACCCAGGAUAGAAUUUCCAUGACCAGCACAGUGCUUUCGGCUAUCAAGAACAUCAAGAUGCUUGGACUUCAAGCUAGCGCGACUUCGUACAUUGACAGACUUCGUCGUGCCGAGAUUACCACGGCAAGUAAAGUACGAUGGAUGAUGUUUGUAUACAACGCCUCCGCAAAUGCUCUGGGAAUCUUUGCACCGGUGAUCACUUUGGUUCUCUAUGCUGUUGUUGUGAAACUCCAGGGCCGUCGCCUGGACGCAGAGGCAGCAUUUACCACGACAGCGAUUCUUGGCAUGGUGACACACCCUGCAAAUAUGGUCAUGACGAUUGUGCCUCGGGCCAUCGCUUCAUUCUCAAGCUUUGAACGUAUCCAGAACUUCCUUGUAGAACCAGACUUGGAUGAUUCAAGAACUAAAAGGGAAUCUAUCCCCGACAGAACCACGGACUUGGUCCCGAAACAACCAGCAAUCUCAUUCCAGCAGGUAUUGAUUAACAGUUCAACAUCAAAGGUUUUGCUGCAGGACGUCACCUUUGAUGUUCCACAUGGGUCAUUCUUUAUUUGCGCAGGGCCGACGGCGUCAGGUAAAACGACAUUGGCUCAAGCUAUUUUGGGAGAAAUACCGGCGAGCCGUGGUACCAUUUCUAUCGCAUCAAAACGUGUCGGUUAUUGUGCUCAGACGGUAUGGUUGCCUAGUACCACUAUCAAACAGGCCAUACUCUCUUUCUCAAGAACGCAAGAAGCAGAUGAUAGUUGGUACGCUGAGGUUCUUCGGAUAUGCUGUCUUCAACAGGACUUGGACAACAUGCCAGAUGGUGACAUGACGCUGGUGGGAUCCAGGGGCAUGAGUCUUUCAGGUGGCCAAAGGCAGCGCAUAGCGCUCGCGCGGGCCUUGUAUGCCCGCCCCGCCAUCUUACUGCUCGAUGACACACUAAGUGGUCUUGAUGGAAAUACAGAAGGCCACAUCGUAGACAACCUUUUUGGACCAGAUGGGUUUAUUCGCAGACUUGGCAUGACAGUUUUUCUUAUCACAAAUGCUGCGCAGCACUUCAAUUUAGCAGAUCGUAUCCUGGUUCUCGAGGAAGCGAGGAUCAAAGAGCAAGGUAGUUGGGAUGAGCUUCAAUCAAAGCAGCAGCAAAUUGAAAAGCUGGUAUCGAAAAGUGCGGCGCCCUACGUUGCAGUGAAUGAUCGAGCGUCUACGUUGAAACAACCGGGCAUACAAAACAAGUCUGCACUGCAGAAGAAAGCCGAUCGUCGCUCAGAUGGCGACAGUGCGCUUUAUGGGUAUUAUGUGAAGUCUGUUGGGUAUGGCAACUUAGCGCUCCUGGUGGCGUGCACGGCUUCAUAUUCCUUUUUCGGGAUGUUCCCUCAAUAUUGGCUGAAGCUGUGGACGGAUUCGGAGUCUACCACAACAUGGUUUUAUGCUACAGGUUACGUUCUACUCACGUUCAUGGCUUGGUCUACCACAAAUGGACUUAUGUGGACUACGAUCAUGCGAAUGGCACCUCACUCGGGAUUGACGCUUCAUUCAAGAUUAUUGAUUGCUAUCAUGAGGGCUCCGCUAUCUUAUUUCUCAAGCACAGAAACAGGUGAGAUACUUAAUCGGUUUAGUCAAGAUAUGCAAUUGGUGGACAAGCAGCUCGCACCAGCUCUACAAUCUGUACUCGUCCAAACCUUCAAGUUGACUGUACAGUUUAUACUUCUAUUUCUCGCUUCCAAGUACAUGACGAUUAGCCUGCCGUUCUGUUGUAUCGCCGUAUACAUUAUACAAAGAGUCUAUCUCCGUACCUCCCGUCAGUUGAGACUGCUCGAGCUCGAGUCCAGAUCCGCAAUCUUUAGCGAUUUCUUGGAGACAGUGGAAGGCGUUACAACAAUUCGAGCAUUCCAAGCUCAAACAAAAGCAGAGGUAGAUCAUCUGCUUCAUUUGGACGCUUCUCAAAGACCGUUCUAUCUUUUGUCCUGCCUGCAAAGGUGGCUAAAGAUUGUCCUCGAUCUACUCGUGGCAGCGAUUGGAGUCGGUGUCAUUGCGUUAGCUGUCGCGCUCCGAGGUUCAACUCGCGGCAGCCAGAUCGGUCUUGCGCUUAAUAUGAUUCUGGUGGUCAACGCCACGUUAUUGAGCCUUGUACAGAGCUGGACCAACUUGGAGAUUUCUCUGGGCGCUAUCUCACGGCUCAAGACACUUGAGGAAGACGUAAUUAGUGAGGAUGAUUGCAUGGACAAUGAAGAAUCGUACACCUUGAAGCCAUGGCCAGAGCCGGGAGCUGUUGAAUUGCACAGCAUUACGGCUGCCUAUAAUCAAAAUACUGUUGCGCUCCAAGAUUUCUCGUUAGAGGCUAAACCAGGUCAGCUAGUUGUGCUAUGCGGACGUACUGGAAGAGGUAAAAGUUCGGUGCUGCUGUCUUUGCUCAAAAUGAUGAAUGUCAGAGCUGGGUCCAUAAUAGUGCAUGGUCUCAAUACCAGACAUGCGCCGGUCUCUGUUAUUAGAAACAAGUUUUUCGUGACUAUACCUCAAGACGCCACACUGUUCAAUCAUGCUAGCUUGCGUUUCAAUAUCGACCCGUCAGAGUCGUUCGGUAAUGACACUAUCAAGGAGACACUUGACAGAGUCCAGCUAUUGCAUCACUUUUGUGUUCAAGGCAACGACCACGUGGACAAUACUGGGUCUGAACAGGUGCAAAAUGACGAAUCGAACGAGAGACUUCUCGGCAGCAUCCUCUCAUCGUUACCGCAACUUUCAGCCGGGCAAACACAACUUCUGGCAGUCGGACGAGCGCUACUGCAGGCACGCAACAUAGCCGAAUCCGGGUAUAAGCCAAUUAUCCUACUCGACGAAGCAACGUCGUCUCUAGACACGGAUACGGAACGCCUCAUACUUUCUAUCAUCCGUGAAGAAUUUACUGCGCAAGGUUAUACCGUGAUCAUGGUUGCUCAUAGACUGGGUGCUGUCAAGGAGAUCAUGCGUGAAGGCAUAGACAAGAUGGUAGAGAUGUAGGAACACGGUGUUGGUGUAUGUACAUCUGGAGGGUAUCACGAGGUGGAAUCAUGGUCGGUAUAAUUGGACUUUUUCUGCCGCCGGUCCACCAUCUUCUCCGUACAUAGAGUUGCAGUUGCAUUUGCAAAAUCUACUUUCUCUCAUUAGGGGAAUAACUAGUACACCUUCUAACUCGAACCCACCAAUCAAAGACUUCAACCAUAAUUUACAGCAUGAAUUCAAAUCCUUGAGCGACACCAAUUAAUAUGAUACCCUUGUUCCUGCAUUUGCGGGGUCGCUU